This is a messenger RNA of Micromonas commoda, 1471 nucleotides long. RefSeq names its product ammonium transporter channel family. Gene Ontology annotation, biological process: ammonium transmembrane transport. Gene Ontology annotation, molecular function: ammonium channel activity. The record is from RefSeq and is a predicted model, not a curated record. The transcript has 2 exons. The coding region runs from base 71 to 1333 and encodes 420 amino acids. Lineage: Eukaryota; Viridiplantae; Chlorophyta; Mamiellophyceae; Mamiellales; Mamiellaceae. Gene Ontology annotation, cellular component: plasma membrane.
AGCAGCGCUUCGCUCGUGGCACAGAAACUUCGUUCGUCUCGACGACCUCGUUUCAGUUAACUUCAACACCAUGGCCAUCGACGCCGGUCACACCGCGUGGAUGCUGAUGAGCUGCGGGCUCGUCAACCUCAUGACCCCCGGCCUCGCCUUUUUCUACGGCGGUCUCGUUCGUCAGCAAAACGUGCUGACCAUGAUCAUGCAGAACUACGUCUCCAUGGGCCUCAUGACCAUCGUCUGGAUCGUUUGGGGCUACUCUCUCUGCUUCGGCGAGAACAAGACCUCUUACAUCUGGGGCAACCCCGCUACCCACGCGAUGCUCUCCGGCAUCGAGAAUGACGAUGGCGAUAUCCCUGGCACCGUCUUCGCUGCGUUCCAGGGCAUGUUCGCCGUCAUCACCCCCGCCCUCAUGACCGGUGCCUUCGCCGAUCGCGUCAUGUUCAAGCCCUACCUUCUCUUCAUCCUCCUCUGGAUCCACCUCGUCUACUAUCCCUUCUGCCACUGGAUUUGGGGCGGCGGCUGGAUGUACGAUGAGGGAGUUUGGGAUUUCGCCGGCGGCAUCGUCGUUCACUGCACCGCCGGCUUCGGCGCCCUCGCCGUCGUCAUGGCCCUUCCCCACCGCAAGAAGCUCGAGCCCGAGCUCGACACCGAUCCCCACAACAUCCCCUUCGUCGCUCUUGGCACCGCCCUCCUCUGGUUCGGCUGGUUCGGAUUCAACGGUGGCUCUGCUCUUGGCGCCAACGAGCAGGCUGGCUACGCCCUCAUCAACACCGAGAUCUCCGCGUCCUGCGCGCUCUUCACGUGGCUCAUGAUCGAGUGGGCGCACAAGGGCAAGCCCACUCUCGUCGGUGCCUGCGUCGGCGCCAUCGCCGGUCUCGCCACCGUCACCCCCGCCGCCGGUUUUGUGUACCCCUGGGCCGCGAUGGUCAUCGGCAUCCUCGCCGCCCCCUGGUGCUACUUCCUCAUCGAGGUUGUCAAGAACAAGUUCGACCUCGACGAUGCACUCGACGUGUUCGCCGUGCACGGCAUGGGUGGCUAUCUCGGCACCCUUCUCAUCGGUAUCCUCGCGGAUGAGCGGCUGGGCGGCCCGGAUGCCAGCGGUAAGCAGUUCGGCAAGCAGCUCUGGGGCGCCACCUUCUGCGCCGUCUACGCCUUCGUCGUGUCCUUCGCCCUCAUCAAGGUCAUCAACCUCUUCAUGCCCGUCCUUCCCCCCCAGUCCGCUCUCAGCGAGGGUCUCGACACCUCCAUCCACGGCGAGAAGGCGUACAGCGGAAAGGACACCAGCAACAACGGCACCGAGUACGCCAACCCUCUCAAGGCUGCCUCUGCCGUUUAAAUUGGCGCAGCAACAAAAGCGGUGUUAAGUUAUUAAUAAGUGCUCGGACCGUCACUGGGUGUCGCAGAUCAAGUUGAAGAUGAGCACCAUCUGCCUUUAUAUAAGUUUUAAUAACCCUGACUUAUUCAAUUCACAUGA